AUGAUGCAGAUGCCAUCGAUUAAGAUGCAUACACUUUUGAUAAGGUACACGGUUGAGAUUUUUGAGCCCACCACGGGAAGAUUCAUUGUAGAAGAGGUGGUUGGUGAGGUGUCUCUCGGUGCCGUGGACGUUGAGUGCAUCUUCAACUUGGACAACCUAGGACUGUCGGCAUCAGACAUUCUUAGUGAAGAAGGUGAGGACAUAAAAGACCGGGUGCCGCCUCAAUUGUUGAGUAAGUCUACUGGUAAUAUCGUCAUCGAUGAUCUCAUUGCGGACAUCAUUAAGAAUAAAUCCGCCGACGACGAUUUCCUUCGGAAAGUAGUCCUUGUCCUCCUAGGAACAGUCCUUGCUCCCAUGUCGAGCAAGAUUGUCCCAAAACAGUACUAUGCAUUGGUGGACGAUGUGAAACGUAUUUCCAAGAUUAAUUGGAAUGCGUUCACCCUCGAUGUUCUCCUCGACCGCCUUCGCGUUGUGAGGAAAGCUAGUAGGAGAGAUCGUUUUGAUUAUGACAACGGUCGCGGCCGUGGUAACGCCAAGGUGGAAGAUAAUAUUACACAGGAAUAUAGGGUACAGGAGGCCAAAGUCCCACAAGAUGCUCCACAAAAGGCAAAACCCAAGCCCGCUAGUGUCACCGCAAGGAAGUCCAAGGCUGCGAUAUCCGCGGAUGAGAUGAUGAAGGCUAUACUGAAGCGAUGCAUGGAAUACAUACACAAAGAGAUGAGGCAAAUCCCUGAUCUAGUAGUAGAGAGAUUGUUGGAGAAGUUGAACAAAGAAGGUGUGAUGUACAAGCCCGUGGGUGUAGAGGCAUCCGAUCCCAUCAUUGAUCUAACGCAGCCAGAGGAAGAUGUUGCGUACCAGAAAGCUGUAGAUGAGGAAAAAACACCAGCUAAGAAGAAUGUUGACAAUGGUGCUGCACCUACUAAGCCAAACGAUGAAAUUGGUGCAACACCGGACAACCCUUGGAUUGUUGGUAAUUCUUCUGAAGCAGGUUCAUCGGACAUAGACAUUAGUGCAACUUCUGUCACCAACUUCAUGGCUAAGGCAAAACCAACAAAGGCUGAAACAAACGGGAAGGAAGAGGACUUUACGCCCGGGAAGCAGAAGCAGACCCUUCGCAAGAAAUUUGAAUGCCCAUAUGCACUUGACAAGCCGAGCAGGCGUGCCACCCGUGCUUUGUUUAAUGAGAACAAAGUGCCGGAGGUUGUGGCAGAUGAGUUAACGCCAGAACUAAUUGAUGCAGCUGUUUCAUUUGUGGAACUAACUUGCAAGAGCAAGAAGAACAUGAAAAAAAGAGUUUACUACAAUGCUAGUGGUAAUGCUCUGAGGUCUGAAAGGCUUCAACCGGUUAUUGAUGCUUAUCUAGAACACUUGGCGCUGCGCGUUCGUCAUGAUCGCCACCUCUGUCCAGCAUGGAGGUCCAAAUACCUUGUAGAUCGUGCUUUGGCACGUGACAAUCUGGUGCCGUCAAGGUACAACAUGGAUAGUGCAAUUGCAAAAGCUGGAGCAGUUGCUAGAGUUCUGGAAGAGUAUACUGGGCGUGAUAAGACGUAUGUCCCAUUGAAUAUCGGCAAUACACACUGGAUGACCGUGGUAAUGCACAUGCCGAAGAAAGAAUUCCAAGUUAUGGAUUCACUCUAUCCUCUUGACAUGUCAAUCGAGACUGUUGAAGCACUGCGGCUCGCUAUAGGACAGGAGGAUAUGCUAGAGGCAAACCAUAUUACAGCCGGGAAAUAUCCAGACGUGACAAAGUGGCCUAUCAAAGAAUACGACAUGCCACAACAAGAAGACGGGUGA
Molecule: messenger RNA, 1794 nt
Organism: Aegilops tauschii subsp. strangulata
Lineage: Eukaryota; Viridiplantae; Streptophyta; Magnoliopsida; Poales; Poaceae
Biological process (GO): proteolysis
Molecular function (GO): cysteine-type peptidase activity
Source: RefSeq, a predicted model, not a curated record